AUGAUACCUGGAACUGGUGCUGAUAUGGCUGUUGGAACCAUGGUGUCUGUGGCCGAGGACGGCCCAGUGGAGGAAGCAGAGGCAGAUGAGGCAGCGCUCCCUGCUGGGGGAGGAGGAAGCUUAGAGGAAGCCAAAACUGAUGCUGAAACCAGCGAGGCUGCAGAUGGUGACAGACCUCAACCAGAAGAGAUGGAAGCAGCAGGGCCCCAGGACAAGGUCAUCCCCUGUGUCAUCAUAGAGCCUGCCUCCAACAACGAAGGGGAGGGAGAGCACGAGACCAGCACAGGUGCAGAGCCCCAGGAGGCCACCGAGGACGCGGCUGCCCCAGGACCCAGCGAGUCUCCGGCGCCGGCCUCGGAGCAGAAGCCGCCGGAGGAGCCUCAGCCCGUGGGGGCCACCGAGCCACCUGUGCCCGCAGAGGAGGCCACACAGCCUGUGCCCCCCGGCUUCCUCUACAAGGUGGAAACACUGCAUGAUUUUGAGGCAGCAAAUUCUGAUGAACUUACCUUACAGAGAGGUGACGUGGUGCUGGUGGUCCCCUCGGAUUCCGAAGCUGACCAGGACGCAGGCUGGCUGGUGGGAGUGAAGGAAUCAGACUGGCUCCAGUACAGAGACCUUGCCACCUACAAGGGCCUCUUUCCAGAGAACUUCACCCGACGCUUGGAUUAGAGCAACAAGUGUUGCAGAAAGAGCUCGGAUACUGGGCUUUUAAACCUUUGUGAAAACCUGAAGAGUUCACCUUUGCUGUUAUGCUCUUAACGAUUUACAGACUGAUGCCAGGCAAAGCUGUGGAAGACCUAUCAAUAGAGCAUGAGUGCAAAAACUGUGAGGAGCAAAAGUAAAUUAGGGGACAAGUCCUCUCUCACUCCCAUGUUGUUGAUAACAGGUUUGUGCUUUGUCUGAGCUGUGGAGACUCUUGUACUCGUACUUGAUCCCGUCCCUCCAACUCUAAAGUAGCUUUCUCCAACCCAGACCUUAAUUUCCCUGCACGCAGCUGAGAGGCUGCCCUGCAGCAGAUGUGGUGAUAGUACCAAUUAUCUCAUGCCCCUGCCCAGGCGGGAGCCUGUGCUCUCUCCCUUUCAAGUUUACUGUGUUUGAAACUAGACUGCUGCAAAAGUUUUCAGUGUUUUUCUCCAACACACUUAUAUACAUAUGGACACACAGCCAGUUCAUAUGAGCUAGUUCCUGUGACUGCUGGGUCUGUGUGUAUGUGGAAGGCUGCAUACACACGGCUGCUCUCUUUCCAUCAUUGCUUUUCGCCACGUGAGUGUCACUGAUACAUGCAUUGCUCUUCUUCUGUCUGGAAAUACAGCUGCAGUUUUGCCUCUGGGCAAAACCAGCCAUCCCAUUGCCAAAACACUCAACGGUAUCUGUGUGUGUCAUGUGCAGUUUUCAGGGUGAUGAAUAGCAUGUCCAAGCUGCUACUCUUUCUGAGAAAGCAGGGCUGGCGAUCUAGCUGUCCAGCGGCUGUGGCUGGAGGUCGGCUAGUGCGAUCAGCAGCUAAGUUGUCUUCACUUCUGCCUUUAUGAGAUGGGCUAGAAGAUGGGGCAUAUUAAUCCACCCCCAGAAGAACACUAUAAAACAGCUCCUAUAUAUUUCCACCUCUUUAUAUUUAUGCAACUCGUCUUCACAGAUCAUCCUAAAAUAAGAUGCCUGAUGUAUGCUGUAUCCACAAGUCACCUGUAACAAUUAUGUUUUCAGUGCUGUGUCAUUCCAAAUAAACCUCUGGUAACCUCCAACAAUUAUUACCCUAA
Molecule: messenger RNA, 1754 nt
Organism: Galeopterus variegatus (Sunda flying lemur)
Lineage: Eukaryota; Metazoa; Chordata; Mammalia; Dermoptera; Cynocephalidae
Product: amphiphysin-like
Exons: 4
Biological process (GO): synaptic vesicle endocytosis
Cellular component (GO): plasma membrane; synaptic vesicle
Molecular function (GO): protein binding; phospholipid binding
Source: RefSeq, a predicted model, not a curated record